This is a messenger RNA of Argentina anserina (silverweed cinquefoil), 1910 nucleotides long. Its product is annotated as flavin-containing monooxygenase FMO GS-OX-like 4. Lineage: Eukaryota; Viridiplantae; Streptophyta; Magnoliopsida; Rosales; Rosaceae. Bases 198 to 1583 code for a protein of 461 amino acids. The transcript is spliced from 7 exons. Gene Ontology annotation, molecular function: flavin adenine dinucleotide binding; NADP binding; N,N-dimethylaniline monooxygenase activity. The record is from RefSeq and is a predicted model, not a curated record.
UCAGUGCCAUGCUUGAUUCAAGUUUAGUAUUCAGUAUUCACUUGCAUGUUAGAUUCCAAUAGUUCCUGUGAGGUACUAACAAAAAAAGUAUAAGACAGUAUCAGGAAUCAUCCACGACUUCAAAUCUCAUCCUAAAGACUAGCCAAACUACCAAAGUACCAAUCUCUUUUACUAAAGACUAGCCAAACUCAUCUACCAUGCAACUGGCCUCCCUCCAAGUGGUAGUGAUCGGCGCCGGAGCUGCCGGUCUAGUCGCCGCACGCGAACUCCGGCGAGAAGGCCACAAAGUCGUAGUCUUGGAGGGAGGAGACCAAGUAGGUGGCACUUGGGUCUACACUCCAGAAGUGGAGUCUGACCCAAUUGGGAUCAACCCAGAUAGAGCUAUGGUCCACUCGAGCAUGUACCAGUCACUCAGGACCAACCUCCCACGAGAGGUCAUGGGAUUCCGGGACUUCCCAUUUGUGGUCAAGGAAGGAGAUGAAGAGAGAGAUCCGAGAACGUUUCCAGGUCACAGAGAGGUGUUGAUGUACUUGAAGGAGUUCGCUGAAGUGUUUGGGAUAUGUGAGAUGGUGAGGUUUGAGAGUGAGGUGGUGUUUGUGGGUUUGGUGGAGGGUGGGAAGUGGAAGGUGAAGUCUAAGAGCAAGAGAAGUGAGAUUGUGGAAGAGAUUUAUGAUGCUGUAGUGGUCUGUAAUGGACAUCACACUAAACCUCGUUUAGCUCAGAUUUCAGGCAUCCAUACAUGGAAGGGGAAGCAAAUUCACAGUCACAAUUAUCGUACUCCCGAGCCAUUUAGAGAUCAGGUUGUAAUUUUGAUAGGCAGUGCUGCUAGUGCUGUUGAUAUUUCUCGUGACAUAGCUGGAGUUGCUAAAGAAGUUCAUAUUGCAUCUAGAUCUGUUGCUGAUGAAACCAUUGAAAAUCACCCUGGCUAUGAUAACUUAUGGCUUCACUCGAUGAUCCGAUGUGUCUAUGAAGAUGGUAGUGUUGUUUUCCAAGAUGGAAGUGAUGUCCGUGCUGACAUCAUUCUUCACUGCACAGGGUACGAAUAUCAUUUUCCUUUUCUCGAAACGAAUGGCAUUGUGAUUGUGGAUGACAACCGUGUUGGUCCGCUGUAUAAGCAUGUCUUUCCCCCAGUCUUUGCCCCUUCACUUUCCUUUGUUGGCAUACCUUUUAAGGUUGCUCCUUUCUUCAUGUUUGAGCUUCAAAGCAAGUGGAUAGCUGGUAUUUUGUCUAAUCGAAUUGCACUUCCAUCCCAAGAGGACAUGAUGGAGGAUGUUAAAGCUUUCUACUCUUUACUUGAAGCUUCUGACACACCUAAGCGAUACACUCAUAGUAUUGCUGAUCAUCAGUUUGGAUAUGACGAUUGGGUUGCAACUGAGUGCGGGUCUCCAGUCUCUGAGGAAUGGAGAAAGCAAAUGUUCUAUGCAGCUAUAGAGAACAUGCUAGCCAAACCAGAGACAUACCGAGAUGAAUGGGAUAAAUAUAUCCAAUUAGUAUUGCAAGCUCGUGAGGACUUCAAGAAAUACUGCGCAAACGGACAUAUAAUUCUUGACGAGAAGGACUCGAACAUGUUAAUGGGCAAGUGAAGCCACAUGAUCUCUUUCCCAGAUUGAUCAUUGUGAAUAUAGUUGGCACAAAUGUGUUAAGAAAUGUGGUGCAUUCCUUAUUGUUGGUGUUGGUACACAUGAAACUGGAGCUAAAUAAAAUCCCACUACCAUACCAGAAGAAUAAAUGCCUGGUACGCUCUUCUGCUGAAGGAUCGAAACUGCUUGAUCGGAUAUUAUUGUACUAAAGAUAUGAACAAUUCAUAAUGUAUCAGUCUAUCAGACAAAAUUUAGUAGCUGGAACAAUUCUUUCGGAAGCUCUUUGGUCAGAACACAUCCUGUUAAUGGCUAAUUCUCAUGGGACAGCCU